UUGGGGAGACAGGCAGCCAGAAGCUCCUGUGCCAGAGGUGGAGAUGAAGGAGAUGGAGGCCCCCGAUGCACACUUCACAGUGGACAAGCAGAACAUCUCCCUCUGGCCUCCAGAGCCUCCUCCCAAGCCUGAUCAGUCUCCAGUCCUAAGGAAACCUCUCAGCCUCCGAGUGGCCUUCAUCUGUCUGGCAUUGGUGCUGGUCACCUCUAUUGUGCUUCAAGCUAUUUUCUAUCCCAGAUUGAUGGACAAAAUAUUGGAUGUGAAGAGUGAUGCUGAGAUGUUGAGAGGUCGUGUAGACAAUAUCAGCACCCUGGGUUCUGUUCUUGAGAAGGACAGAGGCCGUGUGGAGAAGACUGAAGUUCAGAUGCAGACACUGAACACCAGCCUCACCCGAGUGCAUUCUCAGAUUCUGUCUUUGAGGACCAGCAUGGCACAAGCCAGUGCUCAUAUCGAGGUAUUAACAAGAAACUGGGAAAAAGUUGAUAAUCUCAGUUCUAAAAUCCUGGAGCUGCAAAGAUAUCCAGAUAAAACCAGCACCUUAAAUGCAAAGGUCCAAGGACUGCAGGGCAGCUUGGAGAAUGUCAACAAAGUGCUCCAAAGACAGAGUAAGUAAAGAGAAGAUCACCCUGCAGGCUGACUAGUGGCCAUAACACCCUACCUGUCUUGGACAGGAGGCCAGCUAGUUUGUGGGUAGA
This is a messenger RNA of Peromyscus leucopus (white-footed mouse), 695 nucleotides long. Its product is annotated as C-type lectin domain family 4 member K-like. Bases 44 to 613 code for a protein of 189 amino acids. The record is from RefSeq and is a predicted model, not a curated record. Lineage: Eukaryota; Metazoa; Chordata; Mammalia; Rodentia; Cricetidae. The transcript is spliced from 3 exons.